Cajanus cajan (pigeon pea) is the source of this 654-nucleotide messenger RNA. The record is from RefSeq and is a predicted model, not a curated record. Lineage: Eukaryota; Viridiplantae; Streptophyta; Magnoliopsida; Fabales; Fabaceae.
AUGCCCAUCCAUUUCCUUUCAUUUUUUAAAGCUCCAAAUUCGGUGAUUAAGGAAAUUGUGGCCAUCCAACGUGAUUUCUUAUGGAGAGGUGUCAAGGAUGGCUUGAAGAUUCCUUGGGUAAAAUGGGAAACGGUGUGUAAGUCAAAGGUUGAGGGUGGACUAGGAAUCAAAGACGUCAGAUUGUUUAAUUGGGCACUACUAUGGAAAUGGGUGUGGAGGUGCAUGCUUUCCCCGAGUAUGUUGUGGGCUAAAGUUCUUCAUGAUAGGUAUGAUCGUAUUGAGUCCUUUUCAAAUUUCUUAAAUGUGGAUAGGAGGGCCUCUUGGUGGUGGAAGGAUAUAGAGUGGGUGCUACAGCAAGGGAAUUUUUUGUUGGACGAAAAGACUGAACGUUGUAUUGGUGAUGGCACUAUGACCCGAUUUUGGGAGGAUAAGUGGAUAGGUGGUUUGCACUUGUUGGUUGUCUUUCCUCGUUUGUACUCUUUUUCCUUGGACCCGUUGUCAGUGGUGGCAGAUAAUGGAACUUGGGAGGGAUCUACGUGGGUGUGGCAGGUUAAUUGGAGAAAAGAACCUUUUGUCCAUGAAGGUAGGAGUGUGAAUACCUUGUUGGAUAUGCUUCAAGGCUUGCAGGUUAUCUCUUCAAGGCAAGACUAUUGA